AUGGAACACACGAAUUCGACUUCGGGUAAGAACGACGAAGCGCCAUCUCCGGCGCCACAUUCCCAUCGUCACCACGACAACGACGAUGAUGGACGAAAGCCCGAGUCCAGCGACGGCGACGCCACGUCCCAGAGUGGCCGAAAGAAGCGAGGGCCGUAUCGCUCCAAGGAAGUGAUCGCUGAGGAACGGGCCAAGCUCGAAGCCGCUCGCAACAUGAAACGCAUGAAGCGAAUGAUGGAGAACAAGGCCAAGGAAGAGAAGCGCAGGUUGCGGGAACUCCGACGACAAGCCAAGUCGUCCCAGGAUCCAACCGUCAAGCGGUCGAAGAGCCUUUGGAGUCCAGAAGCAACCCAAGCCUGCGUACACGUAUCCUUGGCCAUUCGUAAGCAAUAUGACUCGAUUCGCGAUGAACGACCCAAGUGGCAACCAUUCUACCUCGACCACCUGCAUCAACACGAUGAACCUGCACUCGCGCUCUGGAAGCCAAAUGAAAUCCGCCGUCAUUUGGACGAACUGUUGUUCCAGUACCAGCACGAGCGCGAUCAUCUACGCGAGUGGCUCGAACCACUGGUGUUCGACGACAUUGUCGAACUCAACGAGCUCGGGCUGACGCCACUGCGUCCCCCAGGGUUGUUGGACGAAGUGGGCUUGGAUCCUACGUCGUUUAUCAUUGACGACGCCAAGAAGUAUGAUCUCAAAGACAUGACGUUGGCAGAAUCUAACCAAGCGAUCAUGUCGUUCCUGGCAGAGCAAAGCCGUCUCGCCCAGCAAAACCAAAUCAUUUUCAUGCAGCAAAUGCAGCAAUUGCAACAACAUCAAGCGCAGCAGUCGGCGGUGUUGCUCUCGGCGCUCGAGUCGCUUGGUGCGUCCCGCAAAGCUGCGUCCAGCCCACAUGCAGCUGAAAAAAUCGACUUGAUCAUCAUGGCAACCCAGGAUCGACAGCGCAACUUUAAGAAAGGGAUCGACGUCGAGGACAUCCGUCGCAGACGAGAAGACACCACAGUUCGAAUCCGCAAGGAGAAGCGCGAUGAACAACUCCAGCAGAAGCGGCGCAUGGCGGGCGGGCAAAUGGAUGUUUCCGCACCAACGGAUGCGGUGGACAACCACUUGCAGCAACGAAUCAACGAGCUGCCCGAAAUGUGCUCGGACCUGCACAGCCCGGACCCCGUCAAGCAGCUGAACGCCGUGACCAAGUUCCGGAAGCUCCUCUCCAUCGAGAAAAACCCGCCGAUCGAAGAAGUGAUCCGUCUUGGCGUCGUGCCCGUGUUUGUCGAGUUCCUCAAGUUCGAAGCGAACCCGCGUCUUCAGUUCGAGGCGGCGUGGUCCCUCACCAACAUCGCAUCCGGCACGUCCCAGCACACGCGUAUCGUCAUUGAGCACGGCGCGGUGCCCGUGUUCACGCAACUCCUGCUCAGCCACGACGAGGACGUCCGAGAGCAAGCGGUGUGGGCGCUCGGCAACAUCGCCGGCGACUCCCCCGAGUGUCGCGACGUCGUGCUGAACUGUGGCGCGCUGCAGCCGCUGACGCAGCAGUUGUCGCAGAACUCCAAGCCCACAAUGCUGCGCAACGCGACAUGGACGCUGAGUAACUUUUGCCGCGGCAAGCCCGCCCCGCCCUACGACCUUGUUCGUCCGGCGCUGUCGACAUUGGCGCAGCUGAUCUUCUCCCAGGACGAAGAGGUGCUCACGGACGCGUGCUGGGCGCUCAGCUACUUGAGCGACGGCGGCAACGAGAAGAUCCAGGCGGUGAUCGAGGCGGGCGUGUGCAAGCGCCUCAUCGAGCUGCUCAUGCACCCGUCGCCGUCGGUCCAGACGCCGGCGCUGCGGGCAGUGGGCAACAUUGUGACUGGCGAUGACAUUCAGACCCAGGUGAUGCUCAACUUGAACGUGCUGUCGUGCUUGACGGCGCUGCUCCACUCGCCCAAGAAGGGCAUCCGCAAAGAAGCCUGCUGGACUGUCUCCAACAUCACGGCGGGCAACGCACAGCAGAUUCAGACGAUUUUUGACCAUGAUAUCUUCCCCGUGCUCAUCGAUUACCUUGGCACGGCGGAUUUUGAUAUCAAGAAGGAAGCGGCAUGGGCCGUGUCGAAUGCUACGUCGGGGUCGGCAGAGCAAAUUCGCUAUCUCGUCCAUCUGGGUAUUUUGUAUUCUAUUCAAGCCAAUAUAUAUAUAUAUAUGUCCGCAACGAGAAUUUGAUUCAUAGGAUGCGUGGGUCCGCUGUGCAGUCUGCUAGAGUUGCCCGAGCCCAAGCUCAUCUCGGUGGCGCUGGAAGGGCUUGAAAAUAUUCUCGCGGCGGGGGAGCGCCAAGGGGAAGCCGACGGCACGCACGUGAAUGCGUUUGUGAGCGUCAUUGAAGACUGCGACGGCGUGACCAAAAUUGAGAACCUGCAGUACCACGAACAGACGGACAUUUACAACAAGGCGCUGGGAUUGAUUGAGCGGUUCUUCCAAGGCGAAGGCGACGACGACGUGGACGGCGCAGGCGUGCAGGACGGCCGCUUCCAGUUUGGCUUUGACCCAACAGCCAACACAACGUUUUCGUUUGGCCCGGCGGCGCAGUAAUCGAUUGAACGGUCGUCGGAUGAGUGAGUGUGACGUGGUUAAACGACAAUGCACUUGAAGAAACAUGUGUGAUGAUGGUUUGAAAGAAUGGUGCAUUUCACACCAAUUUAGGGGGGAGGAAAGCAGUAUGAGUGGCUAAAUCGAACAAAGGUUGCAAUAUGAUUGGCUAAAACAAA
Molecule: messenger RNA, 2738 nt
Organism: Aphanomyces astaci
Lineage: Eukaryota; Oomycota; Saprolegniomycetes; Saprolegniales; Verrucalvaceae
Exons: 12
Coding region: 1-2196 (731 amino acids)
Biological process (GO): NLS-bearing protein import into nucleus
Cellular component (GO): nucleus
Molecular function (GO): nuclear import signal receptor activity; protein binding
Source: RefSeq, a predicted model, not a curated record